Molecule: messenger RNA, 6726 nt
Organism: Tetrahymena thermophila SB210
Lineage: Eukaryota; Ciliophora; Oligohymenophorea; Hymenostomatida; Tetrahymenidae
Product: transmembrane protein, putative
Exons: 7
Source: RefSeq, a predicted model, not a curated record
AUGAAUAAUUUAAACUAACUGUAAAUUUAUAAAUUGAUAUAAUCCAACACAUCAUUCAAUUUGGAAUAUUACACCAAUUUCUCACUUAUUAGUAGUUAAAAAUUAUUAAAAUUACAAAAAUAGUAUUAAAAUCAGUAUGAUUAAAUUCUUGAAGGUGAUUAAUAAUAUGAAAUAGCCCUGAUGAAUUCUUAAAUACAAAUAAUACGUUAGAAUUUCAUUUAUAAUUCACAGCUAGAAGGAAAAAUAAUUGAUAAUUACCAAAUGCCAUAUCCUACACCUAGUUCCUAGGUAAAUUCCUUAGUGCUAAUAUAUCAGCCUUCACUUCUACUUUCUUGCCAUUAGAAUGGUGAUAUAUUAUUUUAUGAUACGUCAUCAGGAAUUGAUUUUAAAUUAAUAAAUAAAAUAUAAAAUUAAUAGGCUUAAUGCUUAUAAAUUGGAAGGUUUAACAAUAAUUAUGUAGUGGUAUAGAUGAGUGACUCAAUUUUGUUGAUUGAUCCUUAUUUAUAAUAAGUGAUAAAUUCAAAUAAAAAUUUAAAUAAUAUUAAUUCACUCUCUAUUAAUUAUGAUAAGGUUGCAAUCAGUUAUAAUAACUGUAUAAUUAUUCUUUCCCCAAUUUUUUAAUAAUUAUUUAAUUUGUGCGAUGACUCUUAUUUUUUAAACGUUUAGAGUGUUUUCUUAAAUAAUGACCUGAAAUUAUAUGUCCAAACAAGUUAAGCUAUUUCAAUUUACUAAACAAUUAUUUAAUAAUCUUCAUAAUAAUAAGAAUCAUCAUCCUAAUCAGUAAUAUAAAUAAACUCGAUAACAUUAAAAAGCAGUAUCACAUACUUUAAUUGCAUUGUUUUAUUUAAAUCUGACUAAGACAAAAUAAAUAAUAUUUACUCUAUAGAUGAAAUAGUAAUUUAUGACAGUUAAUUUAGCUUUAGUAUUUUUGAUUCUUCUCUACAAUUAAUUCAUAAAGUUUCAAAUAUUGCUUUAAGUUCAGUAAAUUAAGCAAAAAGGGUAGUGAAUGACAAUACUGCUUACUUUUUAAUAGGAUACUCAAAGUCUGCAAAUCCUGUUGUGAGAAUACAUGGAAUAACAAAGACAUCUGAAGUUUCUUUUGCCAACGAUUUCACAUUUUAAUAUUCCCCAUUUAUUGAUGAUCCUAUAAAAAACGUUAACUAAGCAGGAAAAGUAUAUUACCAUGUUAAACAUAUAAUGCAAUUAAAUUUUUUUAGUUUGCACGAAGAAUAUCAAAUGGACUUUGAUAGAAAUAUUACAUAUACUUGUGGACAUGAUUAUAUCUAUGGAGCAACCUAAACAACUUAAGUUAAGUUACAGAUUGGUUCAAGUAAUAAUUAUUUGGACUAUGUUGGAACUUAGUAAGGUUUGUCGGGAGCCUUAAAGUAUUAGCUAAAAAGAUAUGAAAUUUUAAGUACAUCAAACAUUUUUUCUGGUAGUCACAGUAAUGACCAAAUAUAAUAAGUAUUAUAAAGUACAAAUUUGUAUAUGUAUUUUGUCAUUACUAGCUAUUAAAUAUCUUCAUUCAAUUUAUUUACUAACCAGUUUAUUGAAUUGCUUUCUCCUUAAUUAUCUAGUGAUCCUCCAUUCACUUCAAUCUCAGAAAUAUUAAUCUUAAAAAGCAUAAUUUGCUGGAAUAGUAAUCAAAUUCUUCUGUCUACAUAUGGAAGUAUAAAUUAGAAGUAUUAUUUUAAGGGAUUUUCACAAAUUAAUGGAUGGGUAUUUGAUGAUGUAAAUAAUUAUUUCUUCAUUUAUGGUUCUAGUUUAGCAAAAUUAGAUACUAAACUUAAAUAUUUGUUAAAUAUUUCAAAUGAAUCAUAAAAUCUUAACUUUAUUGUAUGUCAUAAUACUUAAAAUACAAUUAUUUGCAGUAAUUCUCCUUCUUAGUUCUCAAUUAUUGAUAAAAAAAAAAAUACAAUACAAAUUGUUCAAGUUAAUGGAUUCUAAAGUUAAUUUAAAAUAGGAUUAGAUGAAGCUUAAUAAAAUAUUUAUCUCUAUGAUACUUAAGUCUAUAUUUAUAAUUUGCAAGGUGUUUUUAACUAAGUGAUUUCUCUUAAUGCCAACACUCUGAACACUUUCGAAGUACAAACUGCUUAUGUAAUUUUUUCCUCUUAUUAAUAUAUGGCUUUUUUAGAUAGAAAGAGUUUUUCACUUGAAAGCUAAAUUGUAGCACCUUCUGGGUUGAGUAUUUUGAAAUAUAUUUACUUAAAAGAACUAUCAGAAAUAAUGCUCUAUUGUAAUAAUUCUCUUUUUGCAUAAAUAUAUAUAUAUAGUAUACCUUCUGGUACUUUAGCUGGUAAAAUUUCAGGGGUAUUUUCUUGGAAUAAAGUAGGAGUUGUUAUAGAUAUGGCCUAUGAUUCAGAUCAAACAAAAGUUCUUUACUUAGAUGACACUGGAAAUUUUUAUAUUUAUGAACUAUAUAAUGAAUAUACUCUACUUAACAAUUACAAAUUUACAGAAAUUUAUGACAGGAAUGAAUCUCUUCUUGGUUUUACUUUUAAUAGGGAGUAUAAUAAUAUUUUUGUAUAUAGCAAAACUUCUAUAUAUCAAAUAAAUUAUAGUAAAACUGGAGUUAAAUAUGAAUUUGGAUUAAAAGAACCUUGGAACUUAUUUACCUCUAUUCCAAUUAGUUAGUAUGAAACUUAAUUUAUAGUAGUUAAUAAUAAUAACAACAUUUUUAAAUAUAAAAAUCUUACUAUGUAAUAUGAAAAUACUUUAAACUAAUAGCCAAUAGAUGUUGUUUAUGAUCCUUCUUUGGAUGUCUUAGUUUACGCAUUUUCAAAUCAUCUUAGUUUCACCUUUGAAUUAAAUCAAUAUAGAGAUAUUUUACUUGUUGGAUUUAGUAAUGGAUAAUUACUUUAGUAUAGUUUAAAUAAUUAAUAUUCUAAAUACUAUACUAUUUCUGAUACAUAAGCAAUAAGCAUAUCUGUAAUCAAGAUAAUAAUAGAUGAUGAUAAUUAAUAAUAACAAUAGGCAAUAGCUGUUACAAAUGGAGGUUAAGCAAUUUUAAUAGACCUUAAUAAUAACUUGCUAAUUAAAAAAAUUGAUCUAAUUAGUUUGGUUAAUGAAGACAAUUAAGUAAAUCUGUAAGGUUUAAUUUAUGAUAAAGUAUACUCAAGGUAUAUUUUCUAUUUUAGUGGUUAAAAGAAGGCUUACGUUUGGAAUUUCAUGUCUAACUAACAAGAAAAUUUCUUGAUGCUGCCUAAUGAUUAAGCAAAUAAUAUAAAAUAAACAAACUUGUGGAUUUUGACUUCAUGCUAUUAUCAAAUAAAUGUAUAUUCUAAGGCGAAAAAUAUUUAACUGUUUAAUAUAAUAAAAAGAAAUAUUUUUCGUGAUUCCAUUAUGGAUUAUUAAGUUAUAAAUGACAAUUAGAUAAUCAUACUUCUCUAAAGUAGGUUUGAGAUAUUUUUAAUUCAAGAAAGUAAAAGCAUGUUAAUUUAUCAAUAGCAAUCUGUAUAUCCUAGAUUUUUAGGAUAUAUCUAUAAUUAAGUAAAAAAUUUUUUAAAAAUUUAUAUGCUUGAUUCAACUAAAUUAUACGAAGCAAAUAUAAGCUUAGGAAUUUAUGAAGAUAAUACAGUAACAUAGUGCGCAAGCAUAAUAAUUACAUCUCCCUAAAAUUAAACAGAUAAUAACUUAAUUUUAGCAUAAGAUACUUUCUAAAACAUAUAAUAAUAAAUUCUUUAUCUAAGUAACUAUAGCUUAGUUUUUUAAAACAGCAAUUAAACACAAUCAAUUUCUAUGAAUUAAAAUAUCUAAAAGAUCAUUUGUAAUUACACUCAAAAUAACUAGCAAAUAACCCUUAUGGAUGAUAUUUUAUAAUUUGAAUCAUUUAUUUCUAAUAACAAUUCACUGAAUAGCUAACCAAUUUAUGAAAUUAGAAGCUCUAUUGUUGAAAUUAAUAACCUAACACAUUCUUAAAAUUAAGGUAAUUUUAUGAUCAGCUUAUCAAAUCAGGUUAAGAUUUCUAAUAGCUAAUUUAUAUAAAAUUAUGCUUAAAAUGGAGGGGCAAUAUAUUUUUAAGGAAUCCUUUCAUAAAUUUAAAUAAAUUCAUCUUAAUUUUUUGGUAAUUAAGCAAAUAGUAGUGGAGGUGCUAUUUAUAUGGAGGAUAUUGGUUCAUGCGAAGUUAUAUUUAAUGCUAAUAGUACAGUCUAAAAUAACACAGCAUUAAUAGGAGGAGGAAUAAGAAUAGUAAAGAAAAACGCAGAUAAACUUAUUCUACCAUAAAAAUACCCAUUUUAGCACAAUGUUUUCAACAACAAAGCAGAGAUUUAUGGUGAUGAUUCAACUACUUAUUUAUAAAAUUUAAUUUUUCAAAAUUAUAAGAUACCAGAUGAAUAAGCAUCUUAUAAUUUUAGCUUUAGUGAUAAUUAAAAUGAUGUACCUCUUAACUAUUAAUCUCAAUACUAAAAAUCCAUUUCAAUAAGUAAUUUCUAAAGUGGAGGUUAUCUUGUUUUAAGAAUUUACAUCGUUGAUAAUUACAAUAGAUAUCUUUCUUUUUCUAAAGAAUACCUAACUCAAGGACUUUAUCCAUAAGAAGUAGAGUUAGAAUUAAAAGGUAUUGAAGUUUUGAUUGAUAACUUAAACAAUUAAUAGACUUAAUUGAUAGGUGAAAAAAUAUUAAAUUACAAUUAAUAUGAUACUAACAGCAAAAGCUAUGAACUUACUGGGUUAUCAAUAUAUGGUAAACUAGAAACAUAACAAAUAUUUUCUAUAAGUUCUAGUGUAUUCUCUUUAUCGUAAAACUAAAAAACUAUACUAAUGUAAAUUUAAUUUAGGAAAUGCUUAUUAGGUGAAAUAAUAGAGGAACAAACAACCCAAAUAAGUAUCUGUAAAUAAUGUUAUGUAGGUUCAUAUCAGCUAAUAGAUCCUUAAACUUUAUUACAGCAGUCACUAAUUAAAUAACAAGAUACAGUAAAAAAUUAAUGUAAUUAUUGUCCUUUAUCUGCUAGCUUUUGCUAGGGAUCGAUAAUAAUUCUUAAAAAUGAUUAUUGGAGAAGUGGUAAUAAUUCAGAUGAAAUAUUAGAAUGCAAUACCUACACAAAUUCUUGUCAAGCAGAAAAUCCUUAGAGCUUUGAAGGAUGUGUUUAAGGAUAUAUAGGUCCACUUUGUGAAUAAUGUGAUAUAACAGGAGAAAUCUGGGAAAGUGGAAGAUAUACUUAACAAAUAAAUCUUGGAUUUUUGUUCAUAAAUUAGUUUCUUUACUCAUAGACUUGCUACUAUUUAAGGGCUAUGAAAAUGUUCCCUAUUUCUAAAAAUUCUGUGAAAGAUUACUCAGGAUUUUAUAUUAAAAUAAUAGUAAACUAUCUUUAGUUGUCAUCUCUUUUAAUUUAACAACCCUAAAUUAUUCCUGCUAGCUUUGAUGCACUUGGUAAUUUUAUUGGUAAAUCUAAUAAAUAAGUAAGUUUAGGUAUAGAUUGUAUGAUAAGUAAAGAUGCAUUCAAUAAUUUAGGCAAAGUAGUUAUUUAUGCUUUAAUUUAAAGCUUAAUUCCCUUGGUUUUUAUAGUUUUUAUGUGUAUUUCGCUAUUUGUGAUAUAACAGAUACGCUAAAAAUGGAUCAAAAAAUAUCACUACUGGACUCUGUUUUAAAUAUUGUAUAUAUUCUUUCAGCUAGAGCAAAUAUAAUACUUUUCUAACUCUUUAACUUGUAGAUAAAUAGGUUCACAGAAAUAUAAUCCUAAUGAUUUAACUUAAUUAUGCGAAUAAGAGCACAUAUAAGUUUUCAUUAAACCAUUUUCAUUAAUAAUUUUAUUUGGAUGGUCUAUAAUGCCUUUGACAUUUUUAUAUUAGCUCUAUAAGAAAAAAAAUAAAUUAGAUGAAUGUCAUACAAAAUAUAGUUUUGGUUUCUUUUAUGGUGAAUUGAAGAGCAAAUAUUACUUCUGGGAGUUUGUUAGAAUGUACCUAAAAGUUACUCUAGUCUAUCUACAUAUUUUUUUGUCUAAUUCAUUGUUAAACUUUUCUGAAGUUUUAGUUAUAGUGAUUGUUGGAGCUUACAUAAUAGCUGUUUUUUAUUUUUAACCUUUUGUCUCUAAAUAAAUUUCUAAAAGUGAAAUUAUAGCUUAUGCUUUUAUAAUUUUGAAAAUUCUCUUAAAAAUUCUUGCAUAAGAUUUGAACUCUAGUCAAUUUAUUAUUGAAUUAUCUAUUUUAAUAAUUGACUAUAUAUUAUUUGUUUCAUUAAUAGGCAUAAUUUUAAUAAAUAAAAUUUAAAACUAGUAAUCUAUUUUAGGUAAAGUUUUGAUAGCAAUUAUUUUCAAAAUUCUACCUACCAGUAUUGCAAAAAAAGCCAUUAAUUUUAGAAAAGUCAGUCUUAAAGCAUACUUUAGAUGGAAAUUUAUAAGGUCAAAUAUAUAUUGUAUAAUCUAACAAAAGGCCAACCAAAACAUUGAUAAUAUUAAGGAUAAAUUUACUAAUGGUAGUAAAUAAUCUUAGAAUCAGUAAUAAUCACAUCUUGUUUAUUUUUAAAAUAGUAGCAUAAAUACUAACUGCUAUUCAUAGUAAUCUAGCCCUAAAUAAUUAAUAGAUAAUCUAAAAAAGAAAAGAAAUUUUCAAAUAUAGGACAAUAAUUAUCCAAAUUAAUAGAUUAAUUUAGAUUAUGUAAACGAAGACUAAGACUAGAGUUAAGGAGAUGACUAAACAGAGUAAUUAGAUCCAAAAAAAGUUUAAUAAUAUAAUUUUUAGACAAGACCUUCAGUCUAUAAUCCAUAAAUAAAUAUAGAUCUAUUUAUAUGA